Molecule: messenger RNA, 1236 nt
Organism: Diversispora eburnea
Lineage: Eukaryota; Fungi; Glomeromycota; Glomeromycetes; Diversisporales; Diversisporaceae
Source: the annotation of a GenBank genome assembly
AUGUCUGAUUCGUUGGACGGUGAUAUCGCUAAGAAUGAAGUUAUGAAUCUACAAAUAGAAUGGUCAAGCCCAGAGAAUAAUUCUUCAGAACAGAAACGUUCUCCACUUUGGCUUCGUGAAGUAACUUCAAAAGACGCUGAAAAUGGAAUGGAUGUGCAAGGAAUUACUUGGGAUACUCUUAAUGUUUCACGUCAACGAUAUCGUGAAUUAAGGCUCAUUGAUUAUAAAAAUUAUGAAAAUGUUCAAAAAUCUCAUGAUGAAAUAAAGAAGGAAAUUAAACCUGUUCGAACCAAUGCUCAAUUUUAUAAUUUUAAGUAUACAACAUUAUCACAUAGAUGUUCUAUUGUACAUUUUCAAUUGAGAAAUCUUUUGUGGUCUACAGGAAGAAAUGAUAUUUUUUAUACAUAUUCUCCGCGUAUUGGACAUUGGAAUUCAAUAAUGAAAAAAUCAGAUGUUGCAUUAGACUUAAGUUUAAAUAAUCGUAAUGCUGAGGCACUCUUCGAAAUUAGUACAUUCGCAUGCAAAGACAAUUAUUUGCUUGUUGGUGGAUUAUAUGGUGAAUUCGCAUGUCGAAGGAUUGACGCAGAUCCUAUCCAAUUUGGUACGAUAACAACAGAUGCUAAUGGAAUAACAAAUCAUAUGGAUAUUAUUGAAUCGCGAACAGGUGCUGCCGUUGCGGUUAUAUCCAGUAAUGAUAAAAAAUCCAGAAUUAUGGACCUCGCAACAUUGAGGUUUAUCGACACUUAUGACUUUCAAUGGCCAGUCAAUUGUACCUCGGUUAGCCCCAACAAAGAUUUAUUGUGUGUUGUUGGUGAUGAUACUGAAAGUAUUGUUGUAAGUGCGGAUUCGGGGAAACCCAUUGCCACCUUAAAAGGACAUAUCGACUUUUCGUUUGCAUGCUGUUGGAGUCCAGAUGGAAAAAUAAUCGCGACAGGAAAUCAAGGAGCUGUGAGGUCACUUCACUUUUCUGAAGAUGGCCGUUAUUUGGCCAUGGCAGAGCCGGCUGAUUUUGUACACAUAUUUGAUGCACAUACAUUUGAGCGAUCUCAAGUGAUAGAUUUAUUUGGGGAAAUUGCAGGCGUCACAUUUACACCAGAUGCAGAAGGAUUAUAUAUAGCAAAUGCUGAUGAAAAUUAUGGGGAUUUUGAGAAUAGUUUAUAUAACUUGAAUGAUUUAAAGAUAAACAUUGAAAAUCAACAUAGGAAUGAAAAUGAAAUGACAUUAUUAUGGGACUAG